UUUCCAUGAAGAAGAGACUUGUGAUAACCAAGGUAGUCUCUAUUAUGCUUCUGCUAGCUGCAGUUCAAGCCCAAGAAUUAUUUCCUUCUGAUUAUCCCUCUUCUGAAGAGACCUCUCUGCUUUCAGAAUCUGAAUUUCCUCAAGAUUCUGAAGACACCAAUUUGCGCCUCCAGACCCAACAGGUGCCCCUGAAAACACAGUCAUUUUCUGAAGAAACCUCUCUGCCUUCAGACUCUGAAUUUCCCCAAGAUUCUGAAGGCACCAGUUUGCCCCUUGAGACCCAACAGUUGCCCAUUGAAACACAGUCAUUUUCUGGAGAAACCUCUCUGCCUCCAGAAUUCGUGUUUCCUCAAGAUUCUGAAGACAACAGUUUGCCCCUCGAGACCCAACAGUUGCCCAUCGAAACUGAUUCACAUUCUGAAAUCCGUCCGCCUCCUCAAUCUCCUGCACCUUUGCCUUCAGAAACACCGUCACCUCCAGAAACCCCAUUGCCUACACAAGCUCCAAUUUCUCCAAAACGUCCAUGGACUCCAGAAAACACUUGUAAAACAAAGUGUGCUACAGCGUGCAUGAGCAAGAAAGUUCCUAUACUUCAUAACUUAUGCAACAAAGUCUGCAGGAAAAGAUGCAUACUCCUUUACUCGCAGCUGAUCUACAAUUGUACUAAUCAUUGUGCAGAGUCCAUGCCCAAAAAUUUCAAAUCAGAUAAGAAGAAAGUGGCAGGCUAUGCAAAGUAUUGCUACCAGAAGUGUAUCAACAAAUUCUAGGCUGCUGUAGCUUGCUCUUUCAAAUUACAUAUUAUGUCUGAGAUUUGUAUCACAAUAAAAGAACCGUGAGAUUGAUCUUCUCAUUGGUUUUUUGAC
Molecule: messenger RNA, 863 nt
Organism: Theobroma umbraticum
Lineage: Eukaryota; Viridiplantae; Streptophyta; Magnoliopsida; Malvales; Malvaceae
Source: RefSeq, a predicted model, not a curated record